Molecule: messenger RNA, 1272 nt
Organism: Fusarium poae
Lineage: Eukaryota; Fungi; Ascomycota; Sordariomycetes; Hypocreales; Nectriaceae
Exons: 1
Coding region: 1-1272 (423 amino acids)
Source: RefSeq, a predicted model, not a curated record
AUGGCUAUUUCCAAGACUUUCAUCCUUGCCGCUCUUUUGGCUUACGCCGAGGCUCGAUUCGGUCAGGAGCAGGAGCCUGUUGCUGCUGUCCAGGCUCUCGAUGGAUCUUUCGGUGACCCUGGUGCUGCCGCUACCAUUGCUGGUAGCAUCCCCAGUUCUCUGCUUGCCGCUGCUAGCCCUUGUGACAAGCUCACCAUCGCUGAUCAGAUGAUCACUGAGCUCGGAGAUGACCAGGAAGUUAUCGAUGCAGCUAUCGGCCUCGUUGCCGCCGAGACCAACUUCAACCCCUCGGCUGUUGACAGACCCUUUGUCUGUGCCGACCCUGCUCUGCCCGCCACUGCUGCUCUCCGAGGAAUCAUUCCCCUCGUUGACCCAGCUGUCGAUGGCGCUGCUACCCAGAAUGCCAACUCGGCCACUUCAGUCACAACCCCCUUUGACGCUGCGGGUUUGUCUCAGGCCGAGGUCAUGAUCGCUCAGGGAUUCACCACAUUCCAGGCUGUUGAUGGCAGUGGCGCCAACGUCCAGCUCGCUGGUCAGGAUGCUGCUGCUGGAGGUGGUGCUGCUGGAGGCGAUGCUGCCGCUGGAGAUGACGCUGCCGCUGACGAUGGUGCUGAUGCUGGUGCCGAUGCUGGUGCAGGCAACGGUAACGGCAACGGAAACCAGAACGACAACCAGAAUGAUAACCAGGACGAAGACUGCGAGGAGGACGACGCCGCCGCCGACAACGGCAACAACCAGAACAACAACAAUGGAAACCAGAAUGGAAACCAGAACAACAACAACAACAACAACAACAACCAGAACGAUAACCAGAACGAUAACGACAACGCUGAUGAUGCUGGCAACAACAACGGCAACGCCGACGCCGACGCCGAUGCUGAUGCUGAUGCUGAUGCUGGUGCUGAUGCCGGCAAUGACAACGCUGGUGGAAAUGCCGGUGGCAACGCUGGUGCUCUCGACUUCGGUAUCUGCCAGCCCACCAUGGCCCUCAUCGGUGGUCUCAACGGUCGCCCUGCUGAUGAGUUGACCUUCAUUCCUCAGGACGCCACCAUUGCCGAAGGUCAACAGGAGGCUCUCAACCCCAACAUCAUCACCAACCGUAUCUGCGAUCAGCUCACCAACGUCUGCAACGCCAGCGACGAGGCUGUUGCCGCUUGUGAGGACGCCCAGGCCGAGAUCGAGGCUUUGGGAACUCGCGACCAGAGCACCGCUGACACAUGGAACGCUCUUCUGGGCUUCGCUGGUGUUGACUCUUCUCAGCAGCAGGUUUAA